Molecule: messenger RNA, 1101 nt
Organism: Trypanosoma brucei brucei TREU927
Lineage: Eukaryota; Euglenozoa; Kinetoplastea; Trypanosomatida; Trypanosomatidae
Exons: 1
Coding region: 1-1101 (366 amino acids)
Source: RefSeq, a predicted model, not a curated record
AUGUGGGGAUUGACAAGGAGAUGCCCGCCUAUGGGACUUGCUCGAAUAAGCGCAGCGUGGAUGUGCGGUGCACGGAGUGUAUCAUCGAAUUCUGCUGCAUCUGGUGGCGAUGAUACCAAGGAAAGAUUACCGUGGAGCACGACACCACUGACGUCCUCAACUUCAGCCGCCACCGCUGCCGAACGUACCGGUGUGUAUGGUGUGAAGGGUUACGGCUUUAUGGAGGGGUUUCGUGUGUUAGGUCCCACCGCAGCACUCGGAAGACUUAAGGCGAUGCUAAGUCUUUACGCAGUUCUCUCUGCAGCUGCCUUUGGGGGAACCGUGUGGUUCAUGACGACGAAAAGUUACGUCUUGACCACGGAUCCUGAUCCAAAAUCGGAUGCCCGUAGAAAAACGUUUUCAUGUGAUUAUGCAGUGGUUCGUAAUAGGUGGACGGGCCGGAGGUGUGUGAUCGAUGUGGCAACUUGCAGCAGCAGCAGCAAUGCUAUUGCUAGUGAUGCUUGUAGUAACGAUAGUGGCACCUCUGCGGUGCCUACGCGUGGGAUUAACUUCACACAGCAACACAUAAAAGUUAACUGGCUGAUUCACAGCAUUCGGUUGUACCUCCACGCCACGGACUCCGUUGUUGUUGUGGAUUUGGCACCGCUAUUGCAUCCGUACCGGUUCACACUCGACCGCCAGCGGUUACUCAGCGCAACUCCUUCCUUCUCUAAAUAUGACGAACCCGUCUCCGGUAGGGACGGUAAAAAUUGUGUUGAAAAACCGCGGCUUUUGUUUCGCUCGCGUGUACGGCCAGCGUUAGUGCGCAACUAUUCACAGAACGGUACUUUCCCUCAAUACGAGCUUACUUUGCAGAGUGUUGCGGAGGAGCUACUGACGGAGCGGUACCGCCGGGCAAUCCUGUCACGAGGAUAUUCCUGUACGCAUCCCGCUGUUCUGGAGGAGUUACUACGGAACGGGCAGCUCAAUGGGGAGGGUUUGGCCUGGGAGGAUGUUGUGGGGGAUUCGGUGUCCUUCGCUAAGGAAGUGCAAAGGCGUGUGGAGCAGAGGAUGAAGGAUCAGGUGGUGUUGCUUCAUUGUGAUAUUGCUUUUGUUCGUUGA